Messenger RNA from Telopea speciosissima, 1177 nucleotides. RefSeq lists its product as uncharacterized. Lineage: Eukaryota; Viridiplantae; Streptophyta; Magnoliopsida; Proteales; Proteaceae. Gene Ontology annotation, molecular function: 2 iron, 2 sulfur cluster binding; nitrite reductase [NAD(P)H] activity. The transcript is spliced from 3 exons. The record is from RefSeq and is a predicted model, not a curated record. The coding region runs from base 61 to 927 and encodes 288 amino acids.
UUUCUUCUAGAGUUUCUAUUCCACUUACAGUUCACUUUCUGGCCUUCUCAAAUACUUUCCAUGGCUACAACCCCCUCCAGUAUUGUCUCUGGAGUCCUCUCCAUCUCGUCUCCACAGCACCCUCGGAAGUUACCACCGCCACCUUACUGCUCUAUCUUUGCCGGAAAAUACUCCUCUACCCCUGCCAUAUGUAUCUCUUGUUGGAAUCUGAAAGCCUCCAGUAAGGUUGUAUGCAAGGCAACUGAAAUUUCAGUGGCCGAAGAGUCUCCAGCUUCUGGGGACAGUGGCGGUGGUGAUGGGAAGAACUGGGUUCCGGUGGUGCCACUAUCAGCGUUACCGAGGGGUGAACGGCGUGUGAUUAUUCAGGAUGGGGAAACGAUUCUGCUUCUCUGGUAUAAGGAUGAGGUUUUCGCAAUUGAGAACCGGUCGCCAGCCGAAGGAGCUUACACUGAAGGCUUGCUUAAUGCUAAGCUUACUAAGGAUGGUUGUAUAGUUUGCCCAACAACCGAUAGUACAUUUGAUCUUAGGACUGGAGCCAUCAAGGAUUGGUAUCCAAAUAAUCCUGUGCUGAGAGCCCUUACACCUUCCUUGAGGACACUCUUCAUUUAUCCCGUGAAAACAGAUGGCGAGAACAUUUAUAUUAGCAUGGAAGGAGGUGCAUCCGCUGCUUCUGCAGAGAUUGUCUUCAGUGGGAAAGCUCAACCAGGUGUUACAGCAUCCGAUGUCAAUGUGGAGGAGGUGAGAAUGGUGGUUGAUGAAGAAUCACAGGGGUUUGGUUUUAAUAAAACAAAUGAAUUGAUAAAUGGAAAAGCAGCUACGAUCGGCUUCCUAUUAUUGCUAGAUUUUGAGCUCUUGACGGGUAAAGGUCUUCUUAAGGGAACAGGCUUCUUGGAUUUCAUUUAUGCUAUUUCAAAUGCUUUCAGCUAGACAUUCAACAUUCUUUUUUCAGUAACUCUAGAGCCUGCUGUAACCCCUGAUCUAUGAGAGUUGUUCUUCUCCUUGAAUCUGAAAUACUUCAUAAAUUUGAUAUUGUCAAGCAUUAGGUUAUAAAAUGGAAAAAAAAAAAAAGAAAAGAAGACAUCUGAAAGGAAAAUUUGAGAUAAUUCACUGGCCUCUGGACCUCCUCAGUAAAAUUUUAUUGAUCAUAAUGAAAAAUUAAGAGAACAUUUAGACUUGG